Molecule: messenger RNA, 5061 nt
Organism: Diprion similis
Lineage: Eukaryota; Metazoa; Arthropoda; Insecta; Hymenoptera; Diprionidae
Product: centrosomal protein of 152 kDa-like
Exons: 12
Coding region: 183-4256 (1357 amino acids)
Biological process (GO): centriole replication
Cellular component (GO): centrosome
Source: RefSeq, a predicted model, not a curated record
GCGUGUAAUAUCCUGUAGAGUGGUGUUUGACUUUUCAAAGAUUGUUUACAAGCGUUUUCCCCCGUUAAUGUUCAAUCGAAUUUAGUCAAAUCCAUUAUCAAUAUCAACGCAGGGUCGGUGCCAACAGUUUCAUAAACAUCCCGGAAUGUUUUUCUGAACAAUAUUCAACCCCGUUGUGUUAAAUGCGACUAGUUAUCGAUGACACACUUGUUGCACGCUUCGGGAUGGAAGGGCCUGGUAUAAGUUUGUUUCAAGGAUCCGAUAGCAUCCAGUUGAACACAACCGCCCAGCGCCAAGAGGAGGAUGAAGAACAAGAAGACAUCAAGCGACGGAACGAGGAGAUCAAAAACAUCCUGACCAAUGCUUUUGACGACCUCGACAAUGACGACGACGAAGCCAGCUCAGUCAACAGCAGUAGAUGCUAUAAUGACGUUACCAGAGACACAGAGCGGAGUCUUGUAGGAGGCUUGAUUUUUGAAACUACGCGCUCUGAGAGUGGCCCGACGGUUUCUCAAAUACAACGAGAAUUCGGGGUGUACGGUCGAGUCGACGGAAGUAAUAAUUGCAACGAUCAACCUCAGCCCAAUUUCGAACACCAAAAUGUAGAUCGUGGUCCUACUAUAUCGGACAUACAGAGAGAAUACGGCGUGUAUGGGCAACCGGAAACACCGUAUAAUAAGAAUAUUUCAAAUAAUAUGGUCAACUCGGUGGACAGCCCUUACGAAUUGCCCAAACCACCAAAUCCUGGGUAUCCUCACAAUAUCAGAGCUCAGCUUAACGAGGGGUACACUUUUUCCGAGAGUUAUCCAGCUAAUUACAAAACUCCAACCAGUCGCUUUGGAACAGCAACGGAAAGUUAUCACGACAACGGGUAUAUCAACGAUUAUGAAAAAAAUGGCCCGUAUAAAACUAUUCAGGAGUUUGGCGGAGGAGAUAGCGAAGUCACUUCAGACCAUUUUAAGCAUUGCUUUCAAACCAGUCCAAAUGGCGGUCCGGUCGAUGAGAAUACAGCCUAUAAGGCGGCGGAGUAUGAUAGCAAGGAACAAUUAGAAGUUCUGUAUUCUGUUAGGAUGCGAGAAAUUCAAAGGUUAACAGAAGAAUUGCAACAGGUGCAAGAGGAACGGCAAGAAGAGACAAAUCAACUUAGUAGAAAGCUUGCUCUAGCUCAAGCUGAAGUGGAAAGAUCUAACCUGUCGAGAAAUCAGGCCCAGAAUUUACUUGUGGACGCUAAAGUUGAAAUAGCUGAUCUCCAGGCAAAAUUAGCAACUUUGAAGGAAAACGUUGCUGUAUUGGAAAAAACUAAGCAAAAUAUGAGUGAAGAACUCAGCAUUUCCAAAAAUUCGGUGGCCGAUCUCCAGCAAAAAAUAGCUGUCCUAGAAAGAGUACAAAUGUUGCAAACAACUGACAAAACUCAUGAAAAAUUUUUGAAGCAAGCUCAAGAAAAACAUACCAUAGAGAUGAAGAACAUGCAGAUCCAGAUAGAUGCUCUUACAGAUAAAUUAAAUGCUAAGGAAACAUCUUAUGUCGCCCUGGAACACAAGUUGGCUGAUGUAAGGAGGGCGCAUGAAACAUUAAUGGUAGAAAAGGGAGAUACAAUGAAUCGUCUGUCGCGUGCGCUAGAGGAAAGUCAGGCUCAAUGUCGUCAUCUGAUGGCCAGUCACAAUGUGCAGGAAGUUACGAAGCUACAAACUCAGCUUAGAAUUGUGACCGAGGAGAAGGACGAACUUGGUAGAACUGUACACGAACUGCAGCGCAAAUUGGAUUUAGCCAAGAGCGACAUUACACAAUAUGAUUCACUGCUGGCAACAACGUGUGAAGAGGAAUCUGACUCUAUGAGGCAAUUGAAGUUGGGCGAACUUCACAAUAGAUCUAAGAGUAAACCGGCUGAUGAUAUUACGAAUAAGCUGCGAGGAGAAUUACAGAGAUGCUUGGCAGGACAAGCAGUUAAGAGGAAAGAGAUAAAUCGUCUAGAAAAUACUCUUGCACAAAAAGAAAGAGAGGUCGAGCAAGCCUCAUCUUUGGCUCAAACAUGUCAAGAAGAAGCAGCAAGGUACGCGAGGCGAGUCAACGAGUUGGAAAUGGAAUUGAAAUCUCUCUUAACGGACAAAGCUAUAAAAGCAAACGCAGAGAUACAAAAGCUCUCUGAUCACUUGAACGAUACAAAAAAACUUUGUGAUAACCUGAGGGCAGAGAAAGAUGAACUUGAGCGUAAACUACAGCAAGCUUUAGUUGGAAAUGAGGAAAAUUUAAGGCGUAUGCAUCGGGAAAUGGUGGCAGAGCAAGAGAAGGAAGCUGUGGGAGAAUACAACAAAGAGUAUUUAGAAAUUCACGAAAAGGCUGUACAAAGAGUCAGACAGGAGGCGGAAAUUGAAAUAGUUCAGUUAUCAGUGCAAUUAGAACAGACUCAAAAAGAACUAGAUCGAGUUAAAGAAUUAUACGUAGAUGUUUGUGGUACAAAAGAGCAACUGAUAGCACAGCAUAACGAAGAAAUUGCGGAAUUAAAAGCAACGUAUGCAGACUUUGAGACACAUAAAGCAACAGUGGACAAGAUGAAUCGGGACUUGGAAACUCAAGCAUCUGUUAUAAAGAGGCUAACUAUGGAGUGCGAACUUUACAGGAGUAAAACUGUAGAACUGGAAAAAGAUUUGGGUCAUGAAAGGCAGAGAAGAGAAGAACAUGCAAAAAGAAUACAUGUUGAAAUUGAGAAAACGAAAGAAGAAACGCUGAAAGAAUUGCGCAAUGCUUACCCAAACCGUAACAUAAGUGUAAUUUUACCAGAUCACUGCUCUGAACAUGUAGAUAAAAUUACUCAGCUUGAAGACGAUUGCAAACGCUUGGAAGAAAAGCUUUCGAACGUCGUUGAAGAACGGAAAAAAAUGACUGAACUUCAAACAGAUUUGGAUGAUGCUAGAUUAAAAAUAGCCCAGUUGGAAAUCGCACAUGAGUCUUUGAAGAAAAAGUGCGAGGAUGUUGCCAGAGAACGAAAUUCCUGCAGAGAUAAGAUCUCGGCAUUGGAAUUAGAAGUAUUGAAUGCUAAAAGAAGUACACGAUCGAAUUCAGAGGAAUCUAGUGAAAUCAGACAAAGAAUCGAACGUGCAGAAAGUGAAUACGAAUUAUUGCGAAAAGAAUAUGAUAGCGUUCUGAGGGAUAGAAAUACGUUGAAGGAUAAGUUGUCUAGUUUAGAAGUAAAACAGUUGCAAUGCAAUAAAGAUGUUAAUUCGAACUUAGAAGAAAGAAUGAUACUUUUGGAGAAUGAGUCACGGCGCAACGAAGAGCAGCUUCAACUUCGAUUGAAAGAAAUCAAUACGCUCAAAGAUGAACGAGAUCAGCUCGUAGUUAAACUGAAAGAUCAGGCAAGACAAUUUGAACGGUAUGUUAAGAGUCAAACGCAGGUGUCUGCGGAAUUGAACAACUCUCCUCGUAGCUUGGCAGGUGAUGCUGAUUUACAAAAAAUUAAAGAAAUUGCCAUAAAAGAGGUCAGGGAAGAAAUGGAGGAAAAAGUGACUGACGAAUUGAAGGGAAUUGAAGAGCAACAUUCACAAAGACAAAAGGAAAUUGAAGAGCAGUAUAAAGUCCUAUUGUUAGAGUUGCAGUCAAGGUGCAGAGAAAAGACUGAAGAAGUUAAAGCUGUCAAAGAAGCUAUGAUCGCAGAAAGACUCCGGUUGCAAUCGUCGUUUAAGGCGCAGGAAGAAGCGAUAGCAAAGAUGAUAGAAGUGAAGCUGGAUAAGAUGCAUCAUGAGUUAGUUGCUAGGAAAAUUAGAAUAGAAUCCUUGCUGGAGGAAUUAAAAAGGAGAGAAAUUGAUAUGGAAGAACAGAGAAAUGUAAUGGCCCAAGUAAUGUCAGAGUGGGCAGCAGAAAUUAGAUCGAUCAAAACGAAAGAGGCUGAAAUGAAUCAAGAUAUUGAAAAGUUGAAGCAAAAGGAGGAGACUUUAACCGAAGAAGUUAAAGAUUUGAAACAAAAAGAGGAAGAUAUGACAAGUCAUAUCAAUAUGUUGAAACACAAAUAUCAGUCAGCAAGGAAAACUGCUCAAAAUUAUAAGGAACUGGCAGAGAAUAAAGAAAAAUUUUUACUGAGCGAAUGUGAAAGGAUCAAGGAGGGUUACAAAAGAGCCAUGAAUCAAGUACAACAAAAAGUUGAUGCAAUAGUGAGCUCUCAAGAGAAACAAGUAUCAACAAAAAUGGCAGAGCUCGAGAGUCAGUAUGAAGAACAGUUAGAACAAAUGAGACUUAAAAUGAAGUACAAAAAUAAAUGUUGAAGUAUGUAUUAAUUCCAUUUACCUCUGGUAGAGCUUUCCGUAGUUUAGAAUAAAUUGUAGUUAGAAGAGGCUAAUUAUAUAUUAUUCUAGUUUAAUUUAAAGCACUUUAUUGUACAACACAUCAUUAGAAGAGAAUUUAUUUUAGGAACAAUAUUUUCAAAUAUAUAUAAUAAUAUUACCAGUCGCUGCGGUUGCCCAUACAUCAAACGAUACGAUAGUCAUUAUUAUAAGUGUUAAAUUUCUCUGUAAGUUUUGCAAUAAUAAUUGCAAAAUUCUAGAUAAUUAACAACAGGCAAAAUGCCUGGUCACGUACUUUGUAGGAAAUUCUAAUUGUAAAUCACAAAUUGAUUCAAGUAUUAACAUUAAUGUUAAACAUUUCUAUAAAAUUUAUAUCAUGUAAAGUUGAAAUUUUAUAAAUUUGUAUACUUAAGAUAUUAAUAACAAUUGUCGUACAACUUUCCAUUCAUCAAAAUGCCGGGACCGUACUAUAAGCACCAGCAGCCAUCACUGAAUUUAGCUUGUUAAUAUAGGAUGAGGUUGUACACGGACGAUUCUAAUUAUUAUAUUCAACUAUUUUAAUUACUGUAGAUCUGCAAGAGUAGAUAAUUACGUCUUAGAUGAAAAUUAUGCCUCUGUUACUAUAUGAAUAUUCGGUUAAGUAAUAAUGAAGAAAAAAAAAAAAAAAGAUUUAUUCGAUAUAUGGGCAAAAAAGAAAAAAAAAGAAAUGAAAAAAAAAUAUAUAUAUAUUAAUCGCUACUUUCGUAGAUCUAUUUUCAACUAAAUUUUUACUAACUGUGGCAAUUUG